Messenger RNA from Phalacrocorax carbo (great cormorant), 509 nucleotides. The record is from RefSeq and is a predicted model, not a curated record. Lineage: Eukaryota; Metazoa; Chordata; Aves; Suliformes; Phalacrocoracidae.
CCGCCGCCGGAGCCGCCGCCGGAGCCGCCGCCGCGGAGCCGCCAGCAGCGCCGGGCCGGGCCGGGAUGUGACGGGGCGGCCGCCCCGGGCCCCGCUGCGCCGCUGCCCCGGGCCCGCGGGCCCCGCGCCCCGGGAGGCUGUCGGGGGGCGGCGGCGGCGGCGGGCCCCCCCCCGCCGCCCCCAUGUCGGAGGGGCCGCCCUACGGCGAGGGGCAGCUGGCGGGGGACGCGGCCGUGGGGCAGCUGCCCUUCCCCGUUCGCCUCCGCGGCCCCGACGGCCUCCUCGCCGGCGGGCAGGGCAAGCGGCCGCCCAAGCUGGGGCAGAUCGGCCGCAGCAAGAGAGUGGUUAUUGAAGAUGAUAGAAUUGAUGAUGUGCUGCAAAAUCUCUCGGAAAAGGCCCCUCCCGGUGUUUAAAGCCUCCCCGGGGACGCUCAGCUGAAGCCGGGGGGGGACAGGGGGGGUCGGUUUACAACGGCACAGGUUAUCGGCAAAAAAAAAUAAAAAAUAAAA